Molecule: messenger RNA, 959 nt
Organism: Anoplophora glabripennis (Asian longhorned beetle)
Lineage: Eukaryota; Metazoa; Arthropoda; Insecta; Coleoptera; Cerambycidae
Product: serine protease 7-like
Exons: 5
Coding region: 33-959 (308 amino acids)
Biological process (GO): proteolysis
Molecular function (GO): serine-type endopeptidase activity
Source: RefSeq, a predicted model, not a curated record
CAGUUUCCUGAGCUGAUUUUGAAUAACAAAUUAUGAGUUACUUUGCAAUAUGUAUUUUGCCAAUGAUAUUUUUCUCCGUAAAUGGUUUGAAAUACAAACAUAUGAAUUGGGAGGACCUGCCAACAGAUUGCGGCACGACGAUAUACAGCAAUACGAAUUACUACAACAGUAAGGACAAAUCCAACAACCUCGCCAGCAUAGGGGAAUUCCCCUGGCUUGCCAGAAUAGGACUACACGACGAAAACACCAACGAUCUGUUCUUCUACUGCACCGGAUCACUAAUUCACGUGGAUUACGUCAUUACGGCUGCGCACUGCGGGAAACACAGCAAACUUGUGAGGCUGGGAGAAACAAACAUAAUCAGCGACAUCGACUGCUAUCGGGGGAUCUGUGCUCCACCUCCUCAAGACAUAAAAAUAAAGAAGCACAUAUUCGCUCAGCAUUGCCGUUUGACCAAUACUAACGAUCUCAGUAUACUGGUCCUGGAGGAAUCAGCUAAAUUUAACGACUUCGUAAGGCCCAUUUGUUUCCCUCGAGAACCCGUGUCCCAUCACGAACUAAUGUAUGAGAUCACGAUCGUGGCAGGAUGGAGCGUGGUGUACUCUGGGUGGGGCACGGUCCACGGAAGCAAUUUUUCGUCAUUUAUAAAUUUGAAGGACACAUUUUCCUUCGUAUUGGAUCCUAGGGUUUGCGAUGUUAUCUACAAGCGUCAUCUGCAAGAAAGUGAGCUUUGCGUAUCGUAUGAUGAAGAGGUUGAUGAUCCGUGUGUGGUGGACUCUGGUGGUCCACUAGUUAGAUACGCGGGAGCAGAUAAAAGAGCUUACAUUGUAGGCGUAGCAUCGCACAACCUGCUGCUGUGUCACGCGCAUCAAGAAUUUGCCGCAGUUUAUACGGAUGUUACUUACUUCACGGAGUGGGUGUUGAGGAGGAUCAACCAGUGGCUCGAAUGGGGAGCUUAG